CCCGGUCAAUAUGAUGAACGUCAGAGGGCUUGCUGACUUCAAGAAGAAGAAAUCUUCCAAGGUCCUGAAGGGGACGGAUGCUGGUGUCCCUAAACCCGCCGGUGACUUCUUUAAGAAGCCGGAGGGGCCGUCGGCGGUCCCAAAUGAUGAUGCUGCCGCUGCUCCGAAGAGAAAAGUUGUGGGCAAGGCUCUCGAGGGCAAAAGGCUGAAAAUGGGAGACGUCGGGAAGAAGGGUCCCCCCGUGGUCAUUGUUGAUGAUUGCCCCGCCUCCGGGAUGCCUGAGGAGAUGACGGUGGCGGAAGUGCCGGGGGGUGUCCGGGAGCCAUCCUCAGAGGUCCUGAUGGUUUCUCUCCCGGUAGGAACGGCCGUGAUGAACUGCACGGCGGACCCGAGGGUGCUUCUGAGGGGCAUGACCCUUGAGAUUGACAGAGCCGCCCUUGGGGCUGAUGAUGACCAGGCCCUCGAGGACAAGAUCCUCCGGUCUUCCCUUACUACUUGCAUUGCCCUUGGUGAGCAGGCCCGAAGGCUGGAGGAGUGGCGUAUGCGCAAGGCUGAGCAGGAUGCAAAAAUGCGGGAGCUUAUCUGCCAGAAUUCUGAUGCCAUCCGGCAUAUGGCUAUGCUGGAGGAGAGCCUUCGGCAGAUGACCCUGCGGGCGGAGGCCGCAGACCGGGGCAAGGCCGAGGCUGAGAGGUCCGCAGCUGAAGCCCUCGAGAGAGCCGCUAAGGAGGCCGAGGCCUCCAAGGCGGAUGCUGUCGAGAAAGCCCGAGGGGACGCCAUCUCCGGUUUUUUGGCAGGGAGGUGGCGAGCAGAGGAGCACAAACAGUGGCUGUCCUCGGUCGUGGAGUCCUCGGUCGAAGAAUGGUGCGAUGGGCCCGGCGUGGAGUGGGUUUCCCGAAAGGGUAAACAAUACUACGAUGGGGGCGAGUUUUUUACUCAAGCCCUCAUCUACCGGAGGAUGGCCCGCCAUCUAAAGAUCGAGCAGAAGGACUUUGACCCGGCAGCGUACGGACUUCCCCCCUGCAUCCAGAUGUCCGUGUUCCUCUCCCCUCAGAUGUCGAGAGGCCAGACUUGGAGGACACCGAGC
This is a messenger RNA of Cuscuta europaea, 1084 nucleotides long. Lineage: Eukaryota; Viridiplantae; Streptophyta; Magnoliopsida; Solanales; Convolvulaceae. The record is from the annotation of a GenBank genome assembly.